UUGGCGAGCGCGGGAUCUCGUUUGGCAGCCACACCUCUGUCACCCCAUGGCAAGCAGAGCGGCGAUGGGCUCUUACACGUUCCCAGCCGGGGCUGGCACCCUCUCAAGUGGGUGUAGCCAAGGGAAGAAUUGAAGAAAGUUCUAAAGGUGAUUUUUUUCAGUAGUAUCAUGUUGUAAGACCUUGUGAUUGGGCUGUGGGAGUGCCCUGGCUCUAUAAGUAACACGCUGGCUCACGCGGGAGGUUACCGAGCAGUCCUGCAGUGCACCCAGUCUGAGCCCGGAAAGGUUUCCUACCCGAGUGGAAGCAUGAAGAUGAAGUGCAUUGCCCUGUUCUCUGUCUUGCUCCUGGUCUCACAGCUGCUCUUGGUGGAUUGUGAAAAACAAAGGAAAAGAAAACACGGGAGAGAUGAAAAGGGUGAAGGGAAACAUCCCGGCUCUCCUGACAAGGAGGAGAAAAGCCAGAAGGCUAAGGGAGGAAAAAGGCUCCCCAGGGGCAGGUUUUCCACUCAAGAGAAUGUCCCUUGUACUUGGGCAGUGACUGAGAAGGAGGGCGUCGCCUUGAAAGUUCAAUGCAAAGGGCAGGAAGCCCAAUUUGAGUGUACCUUUGCAGGCAGUCCUUCCUCCUGCCCCCAUUACGCAGGCAAUGAAAAAGCCUACUGGAAACAAAUUGGCCGAGCCCUGCGGAAACAGAGGAACCUUUGCGCAGACCCCAAGAGCAUCCUCAAGUCUCGCGUGUGCAGGCAAGGGCCUAAAGAAGCUCAUCUCAGAUUGCUGGACUCCAGCAAGAACAGCCAGAGUCAGGAUAAGAAGGUCAGAAAGGACCCUCAGACAGCAGCCCCCACCGUCGGACCGGCUGCCGCCACCGUCCAGCCGACGACUCCUGCCCAGUGCGAGGAGGACGUGGAGGUGAUCAACCAGAGAAAAGUGGCCAGCGAAUACUGUGGGGACACCUGGAGCUCCCUGUGCACCUUCCUGCUCACCAUGCUGCAGGACAAAAGGUGCUAGCGGACUCCCGGGCGCUCCGGCCUGAGCCGGAGCCUCUGCUCCCUGCGUGCUGCAGAAAAGCCUUUCACGCUUCCCUCCCUGCACGGACUUCUCUGGCUUCUGGACAAGGGAGGGGAGCCCAGCUACGUAUUUAAGUGUGUUUUGUAUUGUUUUGCUUGUUUUGUAUUUUGGAAUUUAUAUUUUAUUGGAUUUUGUUUUCAGUAGCCAGCAAUGUUACAAAAACUGUAAAAGGGCAUGUGUGCGUGUGUAUACAUAUAAAUAUAGAUGUAGGUGCAUAUACAUGUAUAUAUAAGUGCAAAUGUUGUACACAGGUACAUGGUCUGAAUAGAUACAUACAAGAUUGUGUGUGUACAUGUAAAUAUACACGCAGGUAAGUUUAGGUGUGUAUAUAUAUACAUGUGUAUAUGUCCAAUUACAUGGUCUGUAUUAAUUCAUAUAAGGUAUGUGUGUACACAUUAAUAUACAUGCAGGUAAAUAUAGGUGUGUGUAUACAUGUGUAUGUACAUGCAAAUGUGCAAAGUACAUGGUCUGUGUAGAUACACACAGGUUGUAUGUGUGUACACAUAAAUGUACCUGAAGGUAGAUGUAGGCAUGUAUAUAUACACAUGUAUGUACAUGUGAAUGUGUACAGGUACGUGGUCUGUAUAGAUACAUUCAAGGUGUGUGUGUGCAUGUAAAUAUACAUGCAGGUAGAUCUAGGUCUAUAUACACAUGUGUAUGUACAUGCAAAUGUGCACAGGCACAUGAUCUGUGUAGAUACAUAAAAGGUGUGUGUUGUGUACAUGUAAAUAUACACGCAGGUAAAUGUAGGGACAUACACACGUGUAUAUACAUGCAAAUGUGCACAGGUGAAAGGUCUGUAUAGAUACAAGGUAGUUGCAUGUGUGUACACAUAAAUAUACAUGCAGGUUGAUAUAGGUGUAUAUAUACAUGUGUAUGUACAUGCAAAUGUGCACAGGUACAUGAUCUGUAUAGAUACAUACAAGUUUGUAUGUAUAUGUGGACAUAUAAAUAUACAUACAGGUAGUUGUAGGUGUAUAUACACAUGUGUAUGUACAUGCAAAAUGUAUAUAGGUCCAUGGUCUGUGUAGAUCAACACAAGGUGGUUGUAUGUGUGUGCACAUAAACAUACACGCAGAUAGAUGUAGGGACGUAUACACACGUAUGUACAUGCACAUUUGCACAGGUUCAUGGUCUUACAUGAUCUGUGUAGAUAACACACACACACUCACCGGACUCGUUCUCUUCAGUUCCUCUUUGGGCUCAGCUAGCCAAAGGGGGUUUCAGCGCAGUGCACUCCCUAACAACCUGAGAAUGUUUCUGACCUGGCCAGCACCUACUUUGGCCAAGAUAAUAAAGUUUUGCAAACAUG
Antechinus flavipes (yellow-footed antechinus) is the source of this 2377-nucleotide messenger RNA. RefSeq names its product fibroblast growth factor binding protein 1 (gene FGFBP1). The record is from RefSeq and is a predicted model, not a curated record. The transcript is spliced from 2 exons. NCBI's taxonomy places the organism in Eukaryota, Metazoa, Chordata, Mammalia, Dasyuromorphia, Dasyuridae. Gene Ontology annotation, molecular function: growth factor binding. Gene Ontology annotation, biological process: cell-cell signaling. Bases 307 to 1005 code for a protein of 232 amino acids.